Molecule: messenger RNA, 2076 nt
Organism: Trichomonas vaginalis G3
Lineage: Eukaryota; Parabasalia; Trichomonadida; Trichomonadidae
Product: ankyrin repeat and SOCS box-containing protein 4 family
Exons: 1
Coding region: 1-2076 (691 amino acids)
Molecular function (GO): protein binding
Source: RefSeq, a predicted model, not a curated record
AUGGAAAAAGAAGAAGAAUUAAAGUCGAUUUUUAAAAUGAUCAAAACAGAAUUGAUUGAUUCCAAUAAAUAUCCACCCAAAAAUAUUAUAGAAGACAUUUUAUAUAUCAUUCUGUAUAACAAUCGCUAUGCAAAGUCAUAUUUAUUUCUUGCCAAACUGUUUAUUGAUGAAUAUCAUGUGGAAGAAGUCAGCGAUCCCACAUUUAUCCCAAGCGUCAUGUUUUAUAGAGAAUAUGGAAUUAAAAUAGACAAAUCUUUUGAUUUAGGAGAAGAUGAUUUAAUAAAUCCUGACAUUCAUACAGAAGAUACAAUUUACAGAGCAAUUAUGAAUAAUGACUUAGAAAAAUUCAUCAUAUUCACUGGGAUCGAUGAAUUUUAUAAAGAUCAAAGACUUAUUAGCAAUUUAUAUCCAGGUACUUAUGAAGGAUAUUCAUUACUUGAAUUAUGUUGUUACCAUGGGGCAGUUGAUUGUUUUAAGUUAUUAAGAACGAAAUUUAACUCAGAAAUAACUCAAACAUGUCUUCAAUUUUCAUUUUUAGGUGGAAACAAAGAGAUAAUGAGUGAAUGUUUGAAAUAUCAAACACCAGAUGAAAAAUGCAUGAAAUAUGCAAUUAUUUCACACAACAUUGAUUUUGUUACAUUCUUGAUGAAUGAAUACAAUAUAGAGAUCGAUUUAGAAAUUUGUGGACUUUACAAAAAUCUUGAAUCCUUUUUAGUUUAUUUCGAUCAAACUAAUGAUAUAAACAAAUGUUUUGUUUAUUCAUAUAUUUUUAAUAUUCGAUCCCUUAUCGAAUACUUCCUUUCACAUGGUGCAAAUGUCAAUGAAAAGGAUAAUAAUGAUCUCAACGCGCUUAAUAAUGCAGCAUGGAAAAAUUGUAAUGAAACAGCCGAAGUUCUUAUUUCACAUGCUAUAAAUAUCAAUGAAAAAGAUCAAGACGAAAAAACAGCUCUUCAUUAUGCAGCAUGCAAAAAUAGUAAAGAAACAGCCGAAGUUCUUAUUUCACAUGGUGCGAAUAUCAAUGAAAAGGAGCAAAAUAGAGAAACCGCUCUUCAUUAUGCAGCACUCCAAAAUAGUAAAGAAAUAGCUGAAGUUCUUAUUUCACAUGGUGCGAAUAUCAAUGAAAAAGAUAUAUAUGAAAGAACCGCUCUUCGUUAUGCACCAGAGAAUAAUGGUAAAGAAAUAGCCGAAGUUCUUAUUUCACAUGGUGCGAAUGUCAAUGAAAAAAAAAAUAAAAGUGGAGAAACAGCACUUCAUAUUGCAGCAAAAUAUAAUAGUGAAGAAACAGCCGAAGUUCUUAUUUCACAUGGUGCGAAUAUCAAUGAAAAGGAGCAAAAUGGAGAAACCACUCUUCAUUAUGCAGCACUCCAAAAUAGUAAAGAAAUAGCUGAAGUUCUUAUUUCACAUGGUGCGAAUAUCAAUGAAAAAGAUAUAUAUGAAAGAACCGCUCUUCGUUAUGCACCAGAGAAUAAUGGUAAAGAAAUAGCCGAAGUUCUUAUUUCACAUGGUGCGAAUGUCAAUGAAAAAAAAAAUAAAAGUGGAGAAACAGCACUUCAUAUUGCAGCAAAAUAUAAUAGUGAAGAAACAGCCGAAGUUCUUAUUUCACAUGGUGCGAAUAUCAAUGAAAAGGAGCAAAAUGGAGAAACCACUCUUCAUUAUGCAGCACUCCAAAAUAGUAAAGAAAUAGCUGAAGUUCUUAUUUCACAUGGUGCGAAUAUCAAUGAAAAAGAUAUAUAUGAAAGAACCGCUCUUCGUUAUGCACCAGAGAAUAAUGGUAAAGAAAUAGCCGAAGUUCUUAUUUCACAUGGUGCGAAUGUCAAUGAAAAAAAAAAUAAAAGUGGAGAAACAGCACUUCAUAUUGCAGCAAAAUAUAAUAGUGAAGAAACAGUCGAAGUUCUUAUUUCACAUGGGGCGAAUGUCGAUGAAAAAAAUAAAAGUGGAGAAACAGCACUUCAAUAUGCAACAUUUGAACAUAGGAAAGAAACUGCCGAACUUCUCAUUUCACGUGGUGCCAAAGAACAAUGUUCUUACAUAAGAUACUAUUCUUUAUUUUUCUUGAAAUUUCGAAGAUUGAUUUGA